AUGUCGGUUGACUUGUCUAUAAAGGGAACCAUAGCAGACGCGUCUUCCUCGCGUUCCCACCGGCCCCACGGCGGCCAAGGUCUGCAACACCAAUCUCUCUGCGUUGGAUCAACCCUCCCCUCCUCUCAACCUGUGUUUUUGAUGACAAAGCAGCCCCUUCCGGCCACGCUGCUCCGACUCUUCCUCCUCGUCACUGGAAUUGUGGCCAACUCUGGACCUCCUUUGUACUGCUCCUUCUGUCAAGUCCGCCUGGGCCGCCGCGACUGUUCUGUACGUUACAGCUCCUGCCAUGGUUGGUGCCAUCUUCGCUGCAGUAACCUCGCCAACUCUGACGAUUGGUCGCCUGCAUUCACCUGCCCCGUGGCUCUAUCUGCCCCUACGCCUCCUGCCUUUCCUGUCUUCCACACAAAUGCUUAA
Messenger RNA from Dibothriocephalus latus, 417 nucleotides. The record is from the annotation of a GenBank genome assembly. NCBI's taxonomy places the organism in Eukaryota, Metazoa, Platyhelminthes, Cestoda, Diphyllobothriidea, Diphyllobothriidae.